Messenger RNA from Rhizophagus irregularis DAOM 181602=DAOM 197198, 1407 nucleotides. The record is from RefSeq and is a predicted model, not a curated record. NCBI's taxonomy places the organism in Eukaryota, Fungi, Glomeromycota, Glomeromycetes, Glomerales, Glomeraceae.
AUGACUUUAAUAUUCCAUUCAGGUCUCUCAAAAGAUCUUUCGUCAAUAUUAAAUGAUGCUGAUGAUUAUAACGUUAUUAUUCAAGUUGGUGAAAACCGAAAUACGAAAGAAUUUCGUGCUCAUUCAGUGAUUUUACGUGCUCGUUCUCCUUAUUUUAAAAGCGCCUUUUCUGCAGAUUGGAUUACAAAGAAAAAUGACAUGAUUAUAUUUAAUAAACCAAAUAUCACUCCGACAGUUUUUGACAUAAUUUUAAAAUAUAUUUAUACUGGUGAACUUGAUUUGACUAAACAAUCGGCUGAAAUUAUUCUUAGCUUAUUAAUUUCAUGUGAUGAAUUACUUAUCGAUGAAUUGUUCGACUACAUCCAAGAUUAUUUAAUCGAAAAACAUACUAUUUGGGUUCAAAUGAAUUUUGUUUUUGUUCUCCAUACUGUAUUUAAACUUCCUAGUUGCAAGAAAUUGCAAGAUUAUUGUCUUGAAUCUAUCUGUGAAGAUCCAGAACCAUUUAUCUUUUCAACGACAUUUCCUUCGUUAGAUAGGGAUAUCCUUUUUGGUUUACUUAAACGGAAUGACUUGCAAAUUGAAGAAAUUGCUAUUUGGGAUUGUUUAAUUAAAUGGGGUAUUGAACAAACACCUGGUUUGAAAAGUAAGAAUAAUGAUAGAACUAACUGGAAUAAUGAAGAUUAUGAUUCAUUAAAAGAAACUUUAAAUCAAUUUAUUCCUCUCAUACGCUUUGUUGAAAUUUCUUCUAAAGAUUUCUAUUAUAAAGUUCGACCUUACAAAGCUGUUUUUCCUCAUCAUAUUUAUGAAGAAAUUGCUGAAUUUUAUUAUACAAAUACUCUACCAAGCAAUACAAUAUUACCACCUCGUAUAAGAAAAUUAGAAUUAUUAACGUCAACGAUCAUCAAACCAAAACUUGCGAAUAUUAUUUCUAAUUGGAUUGAUAGAAAUGAUUUUGCAACUAUUAUUGAUAAUAAUAGAUAUAGGUACAAUCUAAUUUACUUGAUGAGUCGUGAUGGAUUUAAUAGCGAAACAUUUUAUAAUAGAUGUAAUGGACAAGGACCAUUUGUAAUAUUGAUAAGAGUUCAAUCAAAGAAAAUUUAUGGUGGUUAUAAUCCAAUUGGAUAUGCGGGAAGAGAUCGGUGGUUAUCUUCAGCAGAAUGUUUUGUCUUUUCUUUUGAAAAUGAUCAAGAUAUAUUUAAUAUGAAAAUUGGCAGGGUAACUAAUUCGACCUAUUCUGUAUAUGAUUAUUGCAAUUAUGAUAGUUUCUUUAAUUUUGGAGGUAUUUUAUUUAUCGAUGAACAAAAACUUUAUAUUGGGUAUAAUAAUAGUCAUUAUGUAAAUAUUUUCGGUGGAAGUCAAUCACCUACUAUUGAAGAAAUUGAAGUAUUCAGUGUAAUCCAAAACUAG